Messenger RNA from Lotus japonicus, 3438 nucleotides. Its product is annotated as inactive leucine-rich repeat receptor-like serine/threonine-protein kinase At1g60630. The record is from RefSeq and is a predicted model, not a curated record. The coding region runs from base 824 to 2887 and encodes 687 amino acids. Lineage: Eukaryota; Viridiplantae; Streptophyta; Magnoliopsida; Fabales; Fabaceae. Gene Ontology annotation, biological process: protein phosphorylation. The transcript is spliced from 4 exons. Gene Ontology annotation, molecular function: protein binding; protein kinase activity; ATP binding.
AAACCCAUUCAUUCACACUACACAUGGGAUUACAGAGGUUUUAGUAGCUGGAAUCUGCACUCACACCAUGUGUGUCACUGCCACAACCACAACUACUCUUAUUUUUAUCUUGAAAUUACCUUCUUGAACCUCUCCUAGCCCUUCAUCAUUCACUCCAUUCAUUAGCCAUUGCAAAUUGCAAUGAUUCUAACGAAGAGAGUAUUGGAUCCCACUUCACCCAAGUUUUAAAACUGCUAAAUUCUAUGUGUACGAGCAACCCAAGAAGGUAAUUAAUUGAAGAAUAGAGAAAUCAUAGAGAGCAGAAAAGAAUGGUUAUUAUUUGAUUUCACGUGAGACUUCUGUCAUUGUGUCCGUGAGAGUUUUGCGGGAAACCAAGAAGAAGCUGAGUGAGCCACUUUCACCACAGUAAGUGUCUCCAAUUUCAUGGAUUCCCAGAACUCACCAAUGGAGCUCUUGCUUUCACUUCUUCACACUGCCACCAUGUUUCUGUUCAACCCCAUUUUCAAUUUGGGUCAGAAUCAGAUGAGUAGGGUAGCAAUUUGUUAGUCUCUUCAGGCAAGGAAGCACAAUGGUAGUAGAUCUGAAGAGUUUAGAGUGAGUUACAAGAGAAAGAAAAACCAAACAGGAAAGAAAAAAGCAAGGAUCUCUGCCUCAAAGUCUCAACUGUUUCUCAGCUAAUUUGAGUAGGUUAGAACAUUCACAAGUUUACAUGCAUUAAAGAACAUUGAUACCUUCCAAUUUUCUCUCUUGCAAUUGCAACUGUGUCCACAAAGGUAGGGUAGCUAGUUUGUUGCUCAAACUCCCUCUUCUCUUCCUUCUCACCAUGAAGAAAUCCUCUGUUUCCUCUGUUUCCCCUGUUUCCUAUGUUUCCUCUGUUUUCUUCAUCUUCUCUAUGCUUUUUCUCCUCCUUCUCCAACCUGCUAGAUCAGAAAACGGUGAUUCCCAAGCACUAUUAGCCCUCAAAUCCUCCAUUGAUGUUCACAACAAGCUUCCAUGGCGAGAAGGAAGCGAUGUGUGCACAUGGGUAGGAGUCAGAGAUUGUUUCAAAGGAAGAGUGAGUAAGCUUGUGCUGGAGUAUUUGAACUUGACCGGAACCUUGGACUCGAAGAUCUUGACUCGUUUGGAUCAACUCAGAGUCCUCAGCUUCAAAGGGAACUCGCUCUCUGGUCCAAUCCCGGAUCUCUCUGGCUUGAUCAACCUCAAAUCCAUAUACCUCAACGAUAACAGCUUCUCCGGCGAGUUUCCUGCUUCAGUUUCGCUUCUCCACCGCGCCAAGGUCAUUGUCUUCUCCGGUAACAAAAUCUCCGGCGACAUUCCGGCGUCGCUGCUCAACCUCCCGAGGCUCUACGUUCUCUACCUGCAAGACAACUUGCUCACCGGAACCAUACCGCGUUUCAACCAAGGCGGCCUCAAGUACCUGAACGUCUCCAACAACCGACUCUCCGGCGAGAUUCCGGUGACGUCAGCUUUGGCCCAGUUCAACUCGUCGUCAUUUUCCGGCAACCCGGGUCUCUGCGGCGAGCAGAUCCACCGGAAAUGCAAGAGCAGCAUCCUGUUCCCGCCGGCGGUGAGCCCUGUUUCUCCGGCGACGACACCAGGAGGAAACACCGCAUCAAAAUCAAAACCCACCUCGAAAUCAUCGAACCGGAGGAAGCUGAUUAAGAUUAUCGGAGGAAGCGUUGGUGGGGUGGUUCUGUUACUGAUAUGCUUGCUUCUUCUGUGCGUGAUUUGCAAGAAUCGAAGGAAGAGAGUGGUGGGUGCUGUUUCAGCAUCAACAAGGAAGAAGAACGGUGGUGACGUGGCGGCGGAGGAACAGGGUGGUGCCGGAGUGAGUGGCGGCGGAGGAGGUAGUAACGAGAGAAAGCAAGGUGGUUUUGCGUGGGAAUGUGAGGGUCUAGGGAGAUUGGUGUUCUGCGGAGCAGGGGAUCGGGAGAUGAGUUACAGUUUAGAGGAUUUGCUCAAGGCUUCUGCAGAGACAUUGGGGAGGGGUAUUAUGGGAAGUACAUAUAAAGCGGUGAUGGAGUCAGGGUUCAUAGUUACUGUGAAGAGGUUGAAGGAUGCUAGGUACCCUGAGUUAGAGGAGUUUAGGGCACAAAUUGAGGUACUUGGGAGGUUGAGGCACCCUAAUUUGGUCCCACUCAGGGCUUACUUUCAGGCAAAGGAGGAACGUCUUCUGGUCUAUGAUUACUUUCCCAAUGGCAGCCUCUUCUCUCUAAUUCAUGGAUCAAAAACAUCUGGUGGGGGAAAGCCUCUUCACUGGACAUCCUGCCUCAAAAUCGCCGAAGAUCUCGCAACUGGCCUCCUCUACAUUCACCAGAACCCGGGCUUGACUCACGGAAACCUGAAAUCUUCCAAUGUGUUGUUGGGUUCUGACUUUGAGUCCUGUCUUACAGACUAUGGUCUCACAGUGUUUCUUAACCCUGAUUCAAUGGAUGAACCAAGUGCCACUUCUUACUUCUACAGAGCACCCGAGUGUCGCGGCUUUCACGGGUCACAAACUCAACCAGCUGAUGUGUACAGCUUCGGGGUCCUUCUCCUUGAGCUCAUGACAGGCAAAACACCCUACCAAGACCUCGUUCAAGCACAUGGUUCGGAUAUACCAAGUUGGGUUCGGUCGGUGCGCGAAGAAGAGACCGAAUCCGGGGACGAUCCUGCUUCUUCAGGGAAUGAAGCAUCUGAAGAGAAGCUUCAGGCUUUAUUGAACAUAGCAAUGGCCUGUGUUUCACUAGUGCCGGAGAACCGGCCUGCAAUGAGAGAAGUUUUGAAGAUGAUAAGAGAUACAAGAGGGGAAGCUCAGGUCUCAUCUAACAACAGCAGUGAUCAUUCACCUGGUAGAUGGUCAGAUACUGUUCAAAGCUUUCCAAGGGAAGAGCACUUGAGCAUAUGAUUGGGUCACAAACACAACUGCCACAGUUACAACCACCAUCACUAUUUUCUGUUUCUGCUGAUCUUUCUCUUAAUUCUUCCAUAUUGCCUGAUAAUGCCUCUAAUAUCUUUCAUAUGAUAACCUUCCUAUAAAAGUUGUGUCUCUCUUUCUCAAAAUUAUAGGCCUAAGGCUUGCAAACAAGCAACUGGUUAUGGUUGUUGGAAGGUGGCAAAGGACUAAGAAAUUGUAACUCUUGAACAUAAUCAUACUUGGACCAUUACUGAACAUCCUCCCAAUAAACAAAAUAUUGGAUGCAAAUGAGUUUAUAAAGUUAAAGGAAACGUAAUGGGCAGUGUUGAGAGGUAUACGGCAAGGUUGGUUUAUUGGGUUGCAAGCCAGUUUUUACUCUAAUGCUUCUUGCUACAAAGUUGAGUAAAGACAUGUGCCAACCUUAUGAAGACCCCUAAGCAUAUCAGAGGCUUAUUGGAAAGCUUUUGUAUCUCACUAACAAUAAACCUGAUUUAUGUUAUGUGGUCAAAAUCCUUAGCCAGUUUUUUUCAAAUCCAAGCAGU